Messenger RNA from Miscanthus lutarioriparius, 234 nucleotides. The record is from the annotation of a GenBank genome assembly. NCBI's taxonomy places the organism in Eukaryota, Viridiplantae, Streptophyta, Magnoliopsida, Poales, Poaceae.
AUGGCCGACGGACUACGCAGCCUCCAGAGGACGAUUGAGGCUUACCGCCGCGGGAACUAUUCUUUGGAGUACGACGACCGCAACGAAUCUGAGGUGAUGGGUUAUAUCCAUGGUUACUACAAGGAGGCGUUCGAUCGGCUCCCUUGCCCUCUGGAUCCGCUCGUCCUCGAGGCUGGCUUCUGCUUCGGCUUCUUCGACCCCGUCUCCAACAUCAUCGCCAACACCGCCGCCUAG